Schistocerca nitens (vagrant locust) is the source of this 966-nucleotide messenger RNA. RefSeq names its product glutathione S-transferase-like. Lineage: Eukaryota; Metazoa; Arthropoda; Insecta; Orthoptera; Acrididae. Gene Ontology annotation, molecular function: glutathione transferase activity. Gene Ontology annotation, biological process: glutathione metabolic process. The record is from RefSeq and is a predicted model, not a curated record. The transcript is spliced from 5 exons. The coding region runs from base 165 to 779 and encodes 204 amino acids.
CACGAAUGCGCUGUCCAGUGUCGUUGGAAGCCUCGCACGACUGAGAUCGCAAAACGCUCACCUGGCAGUGGACGAACUUUGCGCUCAAAAUCGGAAAGAAUCCCUUGGUUUCCGAAGUGACUACCUUCCGCUCGAAUUUCGCAAGAAAUUAAAGCUACUGCAAGAUGGCACCAAAAUGUAAAUUAACUUACUUCGCUCUUAUGGGGCUUGGUGAACCAAUACGUUUUCUUUUGUCCUAUGGGAAGAUGGACUUUGAGGAUAUUCGUUAUGAAUUUGAGCAGUGGCCACCAGUGAAAACAUCUACACCAUAUGGAAAACUUCCCCUUCUUGAAAUUGAUGGAAAGAAGAUGCAUCAAUCCACUGCUAUAUGCCGCUAUUUAGGCAAGAAGCUGGGGCUGGCAGGUGAAAAUGAUUGGGAAUCUGCUGAGAUUGAUAUGGCUGUUGAUACGAUAACAGACUUCAGAUUGAAGUUAAGUGACUAUUACUGGGAACCUGAUGAAGCUAUUAAGCAGAAGAAGAAAGAAACUGUGUUUAAUGAAACACUACCCUUUUACCUUGAAAGGCUUAAUGAACAGGUGAAGGAAAAUGGAGGAUAUCUUGCAGCAGGCAAGCUGACUUGGGGAGACAUUUUCUUUGCUGCACUGUGUGAUUACAUGAAUUGUGUGGCUCAGUUUGAUAUUACAAAAGAUUAUCCAAAUCUAGCAUCUCUUAAGAAGAAGAUAAGUGAACUACCAGCCAUAAAAGAAUGGAUCAGCAAGAGACCAGUGACAAACCUUUGAGGCCACAAUUUUUUUCAUAAUUUUGAAGAAAAUAUAGAGAAUGAAUUAUAUUUUUAAAUAGUUGAACUUACAUUGAUUUAAAUACGUAAUUUUUUCUUGCUGUUUUAUAACAGAAAAAUAAGCUCCUGCAACAAAGUUGCAUGUUUAUAUUAAUUGUGUAUCUUUACAAUAUAUGCUAAAAACUGUU